Messenger RNA from Tetrapisispora phaffii CBS 4417, 2385 nucleotides. RefSeq names its product Puf4p (gene PUF4). Gene Ontology annotation, biological process: post-transcriptional regulation of gene expression. Gene Ontology annotation, cellular component: cytoplasm. The coding region runs from base 1 to 2385 and encodes 794 amino acids. The record is from RefSeq and is a predicted model, not a curated record. NCBI's taxonomy places the organism in Eukaryota, Fungi, Ascomycota, Saccharomycetes, Saccharomycetales, Saccharomycetaceae. Gene Ontology annotation, molecular function: mRNA binding. The transcript has a single exon.
AUGUCUUUAGAAACUGUUGAAAAAGCUUCGACUCUACCUCCUGUAGACCCUGAAGUGAUCAAUUCUGCUUUGAAUGAGUUACAUUUAGAUGGCGUAGAUGUCGAAUUACCUGCAGGGUUACCUUCAGGAAAACAUGACAUUAGCUUGAAAGAUGACAAGAUUAAUAAAGUCUCAAUGAAACAAAAUGGUGGCGCUUCAAACAAGAGCAACAAUAUCAAAAAUAAAUAUAAAAAUAAAUUCAAGUCGAAGAACUACAAGGAAGUUGACUAUUCAAUGAGCAACUUCAUUCCCAAUGCCGAUGCAAUAGACACGGCCAACCAUGGAUCUUUCCAGUUACAAUCUGAUUCAGGAAUAAACGCAAUGUUACAAAACAAUGGUGCUAAUAAUUUCCCACCUUUAUUCAGUCCACAUCAGCACUCACAGAUGAUGAACAUGAACAUGAAUAUGAACAUGAACAUGAACAUGAACAUGAAUAUGAACGUCGGAAUGAACAUGAACUUUGUUCCAUACAAUCAAAUGAUGCCUCUACCACCGCACAAUAUGAUGCCACAGAAUGAUAGUCAUUUGACAUUAUUAGAAACUGAAACAGAAAUAACUACUGCGUCUGGUGACGAUAUCGAUAUUCAAGUUAAAACGGAUGUAUCCAAAACUGUUAAAAGUAAAGGAAAAUCAGAGAUUGAAGAUAAUAAUGCUGAGAAUAAUGAAAAUAACGAUGCUGAAGAAAAUAAUAAAGAGAAUAAUGAUCAUUCACUAAACGUUAUUAAUCAAUCAUCCUCUUUCCCUGCUUCUGCUUACCCUUAUGGCGGCCCUCUAUUGCAACCAAACCAAAUGAAUAUGUCAUUAUCUGGAAAUAGCUCAGCAGCAAACAUCAAUCAUCCACCACAUUUCAACUCAUCAUUCCCAGGUGGAUAUGGCUUUAAUUCACCUUUCCAAUCCUUUUCCCCGAUUUUACACCAUCCACAUUCACCAGUUCCACCAAAUUUGGCAAUGAACCCUUCAUUAUCAUUAAACCCAGAUAUUUCACCAGAACCAUUACCUCUUGGUACUCACGAUGGUACUGCAAUAACUAGUGGCAGUAUGGUUAAUGAACCAUCCGGAAAUGAAGCUAAUACUUCAAGUCCGUCUGAAUUUUCCCAAUUUCAUAAUGGUACUCCUGUUCCAUGGAUGUAUGGUGCUCAUCCAUUUGGGCCAAUGGUUCCUCAUCCACAUUCUAUGCCUCAUCAUCCUCAUAUAAUGAAUAAUCGUAACAACGGUAAUUAUAGCAAUAACACCAAUGGAUACAAUAAAGAUGAUAACAAAGUGAAUUAUGUUAGAAACAGAAAUGGUAAUCAAAUGAAAAACCAAUAUGGCGGAUAUGUACAACGCAAAUAUGACGAUUCACUCAUUUACAAUGAUGCAACCUUGGAUCAAUUCAUCGGAUCUAUCUAUUCUUUAUGUAAAGAUCAGCAUGGAUGUCGUUUCUUACAAAAACAAUUAGAUUUAGUCGGCGAACAGGCUGCUAACACGAUUUUUGAAGAAAUAAAAAACCAUUGUAUAGAGUUAAUGACCGAUUCUUUUGGCAACUAUUUAAUUCAAAAGUUAUUAGAGAGAAUUACUUUGGAACAGAGAUUAAUAAUUAUUAACAUUUCUGCUCCAUACUUCAUCGAUAUCGCUCUCAACCCUCAUGGAACAAGAGCUUUACAAAAGUUAGUAGAAUGCAUCAAAACAGAUGAAGAAGCUAAAAUCAUUGUAGAUUCAUUAAAGCCAUCAAUUGUUGAGUUAAGUAAAGAUUUAAAUGGUAACCAUGUGGUUCAGAAAAUUUUACAACAAUUCAAGCCUGAAUUCAUCCAAUUCAUAUUUGAAGCAGCUUGCCAAAAUUGUAUCGAAAUUGCUACUCAUAGACAUGGUUGUUGUGUUUUGCAACGUUGUUUAGAUAGCGGCACUACUACCCAAUGCGAAUCUUUAUGCGAACAGUUAUUAAUCAACAUUGAUCGUCUAUCUUUCAACCCUUUUGGUAAUUAUGUUAUCCAAUACGUUAUCACUAAAGAAGUUGAGACAGGGAACUAUAACUAUUCUUAUAAAUAUAUCAAUAUUUUGAAACACAAAAUCAAGGAUCUCUCAUUGCAUAAAUUUGGAUCAAACGUUGUCGAAAAGUUAUUACGUACUCCUGUAUUAUCUGAAACUAUUAUAUUAGAAUUAUUGAAAAAAGGUGGUAAAAAUGAAAUUGAAAUUUUAUUAAACGAUAGCUAUGGUAACUAUGUUUUACAAACAGCUCUAGAUGUUACUCAUGAAAGUAACGAGGCAUUAUAUAAAAAAUUAUAUGAUAUCGUAACACCAUUAUUAGUGGGACCUAUUAGAAAUACACCACAUGGUAGAAGAAUUAUGAAUAAGCUAAAUUUAGAAUAG